This is a messenger RNA of Setaria italica (foxtail millet), 1352 nucleotides long. RefSeq lists its product as uncharacterized. The coding region runs from base 161 to 922 and encodes 253 amino acids. The record is from RefSeq and is a predicted model, not a curated record. Gene Ontology annotation, molecular function: protein binding. Lineage: Eukaryota; Viridiplantae; Streptophyta; Magnoliopsida; Poales; Poaceae. The transcript has 6 exons.
CAUGUGUGGAGGGGAUCGGUUGAUAGGGUUUCGGCUGCACUCUUGUUCGGGCGCCGCCGCUGCUCAGGAGCUUCUGUUGGCCGACUUUGAAGCGCUUAGGGGUUAGCUGCGGUCGGGCUGGAGUGCGUGAAGCAGCGUGUGGCCGCGUUCGAGUGCGAGGAUGAAGGCGGGCGGCGGUGCUAAAAAGCGCAAGCUCUCAGGAUGGCCUGAAUCCGAAGCGAGUAAUAAAGCAAUAGAAUUCAACAGCAUCUUACAUGGCAACAGUUCAGGCCUUGAGGUUUUACUGCUUAAUAGAAUCGCGAUAGCAAAAAGCCUCUCUCCUCCACCAAUCGUCUAUGACUUGGAUUGGAAUCCAAAGCCACGUAGCUGUAACGGCAAAAACGCUAUUGCUAUGUUGGCUUGUGCUUCAUCCUAUGGAGCACACAUUUAUUAUUACCCAAGAUCUACUAGGACAUGGACUACAGUGGUGAUGAUGAACAGGCCAACUAGAAAAGGAGACUGUAUUCGUUGGCAUAAAUCUGGACGUACCCUUGCAACCACAUCAAACUACAGUGAUGAAAAAGACGGGAAAGUCACAAUUUUCUCAUAUGACAACAAAACUUUAUGUUUUGAUGCUACAGGCAGUUACUCGAUUAAGGAACAUAGAAAUGUGUCAUCAUUGGCAUGGAUAACCGGUACUGAGAUCCUAGUCGGUGCCAUAUUCCCUUCGUCGUGGCUUUACUUCUUUGAACUGAAAGAAGGUUUAAUAUCAUGCGUACACCAAGAAGAGUGUAAUGGCUUCCCGACCAACUCUCCAAUUGUUCUCCAACCAGAUCCAAAUACUACUUACUUUUUUGCUGCCUGUGAGGAUGCUACAAAAAUUUUGGUUUGGAACAAACUGGAAGGCAGUGACCAUAUCUGGACUAUCAUUCGUAGUGUGUAAGUACAUAUCUGGACUAUCAUUCAUAGGUGAAGUUAAAUGUUCAAUUCUUUCGCUCUUUUAUAGUAUAGAUAGAUACGGUAGUAACAAGUGUAUAUCAAUUAAACAUAAGUGUUAAAUGACAUUGCAUUGCAAAACAUAAAAAUAUUCCUGUGAUCGCCUAUUAUUCUCCUUAAGUCUAAAUACUCUCCAUUAUAAGUAACAUUUGCGUUUGCUACUUUUGGAGUUUUGGUUGCUGGCUAACUGUUUAACUAUCUACGAACAAUUGAAUCUUUGAUGAUGACUUGGCAUCCACCUAUAUAUUAUGAUCUGUUACUCUGUCCUGCCCUCCUUUGGAGUUUUAGUUGAUUUUCUUGUUGGAAAGGGUCUUAUUUGUUGUUCCUAUCAAAUAUUUUCAGCUGAGAGCUUUGUCUCUACAGUUUUGUUUGCAUCA